Molecule: messenger RNA, 1623 nt
Organism: Anguilla rostrata (American eel)
Lineage: Eukaryota; Metazoa; Chordata; Actinopteri; Anguilliformes; Anguillidae
Exons: 8
Coding region: 200-1390 (396 amino acids)
Source: RefSeq, a predicted model, not a curated record
UCAUGUUGUCCUGAUUGCAGUGGGAAGCUCAUCCCACACCUGUGUGGCCAGAACAGACAGGAGACCAUCACGUUGAGCAAGCACUCCCAUUUAGGGAUAUUUAAGAGGCGCCAUCCCAAACACAUCCACAUUCCAACUGACUAGUCAACAAUUAUCUACCAAAGAUCCACCGGUGAAAACCUGCAACCUUACGGACGGGAUGAAGGUGAACAUGAUUAUGUUACUUUUUCAAAUCUUGGCCAUUUCAACCCUCAAGCAAGCUUCAGCUCUCGUUCCUGAUGGAUACGUAGAAGAGAAUGUGGCUUUAAGUGGGAGGGCCACUCAGUCAGAUGUGUACAAUUCUCAAAACCAGGUGGGUUACAGCCAUGCAAGCAAUGCCAUUGAUGGAAACAAAGAUUCUCAUUUCCUCCAUGGAUCUUGUACCAUUACAACGGGAGGGGCCAGCCCCUGGUGGAGGGUGGACCUGCUGCAGGAGUACAAAAUCACCUCCGUCACCAUCACCAACAGAGGAGACUGCUGUGGAGAAAGGAUCAGUGGAGCUCGCAUCCUCAUCGGCAAACACCUGAAGAACAACGGAAUCAAUAAUCCACAGUGCAGCGUGAUUGGCUCUGUGGCAGCAGGAGAGACUAGAACCUUCCACUGUCCGCAGCCAAUGGUUGGACGCUACGUCACAGUGUACCUCCCAAAAACAGAAUCCCUUCACCUCUGUGAAGUGGAAGUGAAUGCUCUACUUCCUGUCAAAGGAUAUUUAAGAGGCGCCAUCCCAAACACAUCCACAUUCCAACUGACUAGUCAACAAUUAUCUACCAAAGAUCCACCGGUGAAAACCUGCAACCUUACGGACGGGAUGAAGGUGAACAUGAUUAUGUUACUUUUUCUGAUCUUGGCCAUUUCAACCCUCAAGCAAGGUUCAGCUCUCGUUCCUGACGGAUACGUAGAAGAGAAUGUGGCUUUACGUGGGAGGGCCACUCAGUCAGCACAACUGCGGGGAGAAUAUGCUGGUUUCGCCCAUGCAAGCAAUGCCAUUGAUGGAAACCGAGAUUCCAAUUACCACCAUGGAUCCUGCGCCCACACUGAAGGGGCCAACUCUUGGUGGAGGGUGGACCUGAAGCAGGUGUACACAAUCACCUCCGUCACCAUCACCAACAGAGGAGACUGCUGUGAAGAAAGGAUCAGUGGAGCUCGCAUCCUCAUCGGCAAACACCUGAAGGACAACGGAAUCAAUAAUCCAGAGUGCAGCACGAUUAACGUUAUGGCAGCAGGAGAGACUAAAACCUUCCACUGUCCGCAGCCAAUGAUUGGACGCUACGUCACAGUGUACCUUCCAAAAACAGAAGCCCUUCAACUCUGUGAAGUGGAAGUGAAUGUUUUAUUUCCUGCCCCUUGUUAAGUAGUUUGCAAAUUCCUUUGUAUUAAAACAUGAUUGUUUCUUUACAGUCAGAUGCAGUGAAUCUGAAAUGGGGUAAUGAAAUAAAUUUGACUCUUGGGAUUAUGCUGUCAAGAGUCUACAAAAAACCUUUUGAAGUUCUGCUUGAGUUCUUUCUGCAAGUUGAUUUAUGACUAUUUCUUUUUAGCACAUCAAAUAGACACUCCAGGUAUCAAAUAAACAUCUCAUUUAAAGCA